This is a messenger RNA of Salvelinus fontinalis (brook trout), 1642 nucleotides long. It is a transcript of the gene spout1, whose product is annotated as SPOUT domain containing methyltransferase 1. Bases 4 to 1200 code for a protein of 398 amino acids. Gene Ontology annotation, biological process: maintenance of centrosome location; miRNA processing. Gene Ontology annotation, molecular function: miRNA binding. NCBI's taxonomy places the organism in Eukaryota, Metazoa, Chordata, Actinopteri, Salmoniformes, Salmonidae. The record is from RefSeq and is a predicted model, not a curated record. Gene Ontology annotation, cellular component: mitotic spindle; spindle pole centrosome; kinetochore. The transcript has 12 exons.
AUUAUGAGAACCGGAAGUGUGUCAGUAUCUGUUUUCACGUGUUGGUUGCAGAGAAAUAUGGCGGACAGCGUUGCAUCGAAAAAGCCCAAAUUGACCUCUUCUCAGGGCGAGGAGAGAGUAGAUUGGAGGAAAUGGAAAGCGGAACGAAAAGAGAUCAAGAAGCAAAUCAAAGAAUCCAAGCUGAUUAAACAACUUGACAAGCAGAAGCAAGAGGAGGAAGAGAAGACUGAGGCAGCACUGCAGCAGAGUCAGAGAGAGAACCAAUCAGGACGGUCGUACACAGUGAGCGUGGCCUUGCCUGGUUCUGUCCUGGACAAUGCCCAGUCUACAGAACUCCGCACAUACCUGGCUGGACAGAUAGCCAGAGCCUGCGCCGUGUUCUGUGUCGACGAGAUCAUCGUAUUUGACGAACAAGAUGAGGAUGUCAAGACUGUUGAGGGAGAAUUCAAUGGUGUUGGAAAGAAGGGUCAAGCCUGCAUUCAACUGGCUAGAAUCCUCCAGUUCUUGGAAUGCCCACAGUACCUGCGCAAAUCAUUCUUCCCAAUGCAUAAAGAUUUACAGUAUGCCGGCUUGCUCAACCCUCUGGACAGCCCUCACCACAUGAGGAAGGAUGACGAGUGUGAGUACCGGGAGGGGGUGGUCCUCGAUCGGCCUAGCAAACCAGGAAAAGGCUCCUUGGUCAACUGUGGAAUGUGGAAGGAGGUGCAGAUAGAUAAGCAGCUACAGUCUGGUCUCAGAGUCACUGUCCACAUGAACAAGAUCCAGAAUAAAGAUGGUAGACUACACAAAGGGGUGGUGGUGGCGCCUCACAAGCCGCGAACAGAGGGAGGUCUGUACUGGGGCUACAGUGUUCGCCUGGCCUCAAGUCUAAGUAAUGUGUUCACUGAGUGUCCACAUAAAGAGGGCUAUGAUCUGACCAUUGGAACAUCUGAGAAAGGCAGAGAUGUUGACAAAACUUCUCUUUCUCCAUUCAAGCACAUGUUGGUUGUGUUUGGUGGUCUGCAGGGCUUGGAGACCAGUGUGGACGCUGAUCAGAACCUGGAGGUGACAGACCCCGGUGUCCUGUUUGACCUGUACCUCAACACCUGCCCCAACCAGGGCAGCAGGACCAUCCGCACUGAGGAGGCCAUCCUGAUCUCCAUGUCCAGCCUGAGGCAGAAAAUCACAGCCGCAUUUCCAGACAAGUCGAACGGUUCAUAACAGGAAGUGGCUACUGACAAACAAUCACUGAGAGGAAGUCUCAAGGAUCUAAAAAAUAAUUCACUUUUUGGGGGAACUAGGUGAAGCUAACUGAACCAGGAGUCGAUGAUUUAAUAUUUAAAUACUUCUGGGAUCGAAUGAAUGGACAUUGCUGGGAUUAUUCUGUGCUGUUUCUUUUAUUUAUUUAUAUUAGAUCACAGCACAAGUAAAGAAGAACCCAGUGUCUUGGCGUUUCCUUAUCUAUAUCCUCUCUUUGGUAGCUUUUUGCUAGUUAAAGCUAACGCUAGCUUUGCUCUGUUUCUACUAUCCCCUCUGUAUAGGAUUCCAGGUGAAUUAAGUCAUUUAUAUGCAUCAGUUUAUGUAAUUUGUUCAAGACACAUUACAGAACAUACAUGAAGAAUAAGUUGCUGAACACAAUGCUAACAAUAAAUAAUGCAAUAUA